UUCAUAUCUUCUUCCAUUAUUCAUUCUUAACCAUCUACUACUACCAUCUUGAAGAAGGAAAAAAAAACUCUCUUGGUGUAACAAAGAGGGAAAGAAAAUGGCUACACAAGCUCUAGUGUCGUCAUCAUCUAUUACUUUUGCAGCUGAGGCUGUGAGACAGAGUUUUGGAGCAAGAUCACUUCCUUCUUCAGUUGGAUGUUCUAGAAAAGGUUCCUUUGUUGUCAAGGCAGCUGCUACUCCUCCUGUCAAGCAAGGUGGAGUUGAUAGACCCUUGUGGUUUGCAUCAAAGCAAAGUCUUUCUUACUUGGAUGGAAGCCUACCCGGUGACUAUGGAUUUGACCCUCUAGGACUAUCAGACCCAGAAGGAACAGGAGGUUUCAUCGAGCCAAGAUGGCUAGCAUAUGGCGAGAUAAUCAACGGUCGCUUUGCAAUGUUGGGAGCAGUCGGAGCAAUAGCGCCUGAAAUACUCGGCAAAGCCGGUCUAAUCCCACAGGAAACCGCCCUCGCUUGGUUUCAAACCGGCGUGAUCCCACCUGCAGGAACAUACAGCUACUGGGCAGACAAUUACACACUCUUCGUCUUGGAAAUGGCGCUCAUGGGAUUUGCUGAACACAGAAGGUUCCAAGAUUGGUACAAACCUGGCUCCAUGGGAAAACAAUACUUCUUAGGACUUGAAAAAGGUCUUGGAGGUUCUGGUAACCCUGCUUACCCUGGUGGACCUUUCUUUAACCCUCUCGGGUUCGGUAAAGACGAGAAAUCUUUGAAGGAUUUGAAGCUUAAGGAAGUGAAAAAUGGAAGGUUAGCUAUGUUGGCAAUAUUGGGAUACUUCAUUCAAGGUCUUGUUACAGGAGUUGGACCAUACCAAAACUUGUUAGAUCAUUUGGCUGAUCCUGUCAACAACAAUGUCUUGACCAGUCUUAAGUUUCAUUGAGUGAAUGUAUUAUAUUAUAUGUAUCUUGUUAAUUACAUAUAUUCUUUUCUUUGCUCUUUGGUUGUUGUAAGACAUUAUUAUUAUCAAAAAAACUCAACCAUGUUUUAGUUCA
Messenger RNA from Vicia villosa (hairy vetch), 1043 nucleotides. Its product is annotated as chlorophyll a-b binding protein 3, chloroplastic. Lineage: Eukaryota; Viridiplantae; Streptophyta; Magnoliopsida; Fabales; Fabaceae. The record is from RefSeq and is a predicted model, not a curated record. Gene Ontology annotation, biological process: photosynthesis, light harvesting in photosystem I; response to light stimulus. The coding region runs from base 98 to 931 and encodes 277 amino acids. Gene Ontology annotation, cellular component: chloroplast thylakoid membrane; plastoglobule. The transcript is spliced from 3 exons.